CGCGUCACUUCUAGAAAAACGCAGCCGCCGGGGUGAGUUGGGACAGCUAGUGCUUGUUGUUUUUCUAGCUAACACUGUAACGGUUCCUACACACGGCGGAACCAAACUGCCUGCCGCGGUGCUUCAUAUUACGCUGUCAGCUCAGCUGACUCACCAGAGGGACAUUUAGAUCAAAUACAACUCUGGCAAAACAGCAGAGAGCCACACUGUUGGAGCUUCUUCAAAACAGCUAGCAUCAGCUAGCGGAGCAAAGGUAGCCUGCUAGUUGCGUAGCAGCAAUGGAGUGGCUUGGUAACAGCGCUUUACUUCAUGAUGAAGAGUCGAGCAGUGACCCAGCUCCAGCAGCCAACGGCUUCAGCGGUGUUCAUCCUCACCAGCAGUCACCGUUGUCGCACCGCUGCGAUUGUGCCAUGGCGUCGCUGUGUCAGGGCCGCUGUGUGAAAGCCUCCAUUGUGUCCAGCUGGAGACUGGCUGAGGCCCAGGAUCAGCUCUGCUCCCUGGGCGUCCACAGCUCAGAGUCGCUGGAGCAGGAGCGUGCUCGGACAAUGGCCUGCCCCACCGAACUCACGCACACUGAGGAGGAGUGGCGCCGCAAGGAGAGCAUGCUGGGAGGUCAGGAGCCCAGCCGCAGUCCUGUGCUCGGAGCUGCCAGUAGUUGGGACGUUUUUGAUAAGAGUAUUAUCAAUGUUCAACAUCUCCCUGAAGAUAUGGAUCAGGAAAAGUGCAAGACGUUUCUUCAAAAGUUUGACCAAGAGCUCCGGCAUUUUGGUAUGUUACACAGAUGGGAUGACAGUCAACGAUUCCUUGCAGAGAUGCCUCAGAUCAUCUGUGAGGAGACGGCAAACUACUUAAUUCUGUGGUGCAUGAGACUACAGCAAGAAGGGAAAGAAGCCCUGAUGGAGCAGGUGGCGCACCAAGCUGUCGUCAUGCGCUUCAUCCUGGAGAUGGCCUCGACCUCUCAGCAGGAUCCAAGAGGCUGCUUCAGACACUUCUUCCACAAAGCCAAAGAAGGACAAGACGUCUACUUAGAAGUCUUCCAUUCAGAGCUCGAGGCCUUCAAACAGAGAGUGAGAGAAUCCGCACUCAGGUCCAGAUGUGACGCACUCCAUAAUGUAGAACCACAACAAAGUGACACAAACUGCAGAGUUAAACCCAAAGAAGCCCUGGACUCGUUUCCUAUAGUGUCCGAGUAUCCCAAGAAGCGUUACAUAGAGGACGGACUGUGGACAAGCACAGGGAGGUGGACAAAGGACGACGCUGCAGAAACGGACGAUAUGCGUAUGAUGGAGACCUCCUAGGCUCCUGCUUCUCCUCCAUCUCCCCAUUUAGGAGUUUUAAAGUCCUCUAUACCCAGCAGAGCAGGAAUAAAAGGAGACUUGAUCGGUCUUUCACACCGCAGGAAACAAUGUUUUGCCGAUAAGAAACAUUCCUCUGUGUUGUCCAUACUGUGGAGUUCCUGCAGUGUCUCAUGACGGCUAAAAGCCCGCGUUGCAACAUAAUCCUGGUGGUGCAGAUGGAUUUCUGAUAUCCUUUAAGCUGGUUGCAUUUUUUAUUUCUCCUGGAGAAAAAGGGAAACCUUACAUGGUAGGAAAAAACAACAAUUGAUCAUUUAAACCAGGCAAUACAAAGAAUACUAAACGACUUAUUUGGGCAGUUAGGAACCAAAUCCAAUGCCUGAAGUAGGACUCAGGUUAGUGGACUUGAAAGGAUUAUUGUAAACGCUGCUUAAAUGAAUGGUGGACAGCAUGACUGACAGAUGCUGGCUUUUUCUGAAGAUUUUCAUUGAAUAGAAACAUCUGAUCAUGUAGCACCAUACUGUAGCUACUGUAAAACACACAAGUCAGUUGUCAAACAGUCUGGAUCAUGAGAAAGUUCACCUGUGGUGUUUCGCCUGGAAUGGAAAACAAAUAUCCUUCCGGGCAAAUGUACACGUUUUCUCAAUCUAAUGUCAGUCGGCGUAACUUUUUAUAUUCGGUGAAACAUGCUUGUGUUUGAAUGGCGUGAUGUUUGAAUCGGUAACAAAUACAGAGAGCACAAGCGCUCCAGUUGGGCUAACCUGGGUUUGUGUUUUCUCCAGCAACUUGUUUGGCUAUAAGGAAAUGACGGUAUAGGAGUAAAUGGUUUGUUCAACAGGUCAGAUUCAUCUUCCAGUGUUUGGACUCACAACUGACUUGCAUGUAUUAAGCAGCACAAAGGCUCAUUACCAGGAGAGGAUAAAUAAUGCAAUCUGUUUUUGAAGGAUAGGCAGUUAGCUGCAGAGUUGGGAGGCAUUAAGAUUGUUGGUGCAACAUUUACUUUGCUUUUGUCAAUCAUUAUUUUGUCGACAGCUGCCUUUUUGGACUUAAGUGAAUCAAGAGUUCAAUGAUGGUGAUCUUUGACUGCUUUGCUGAGUGGCUGGCACGUGACAGUCAGGAAUUACAACUUCUCUAAAGAUUACACUAGAGGUGGUUUUAAUGUUUAAGUUCUUCUGAAAAAAUAAGUAGUUAUUUUUGUUUUUGCGUGAGGCUUAAGGUGUCUUGGUAAUCAGACCUCCUUGACUACAUCUUCCAUUCACAUGCAAUUUACUCGAUACACGUAAUGGCUACAAAGUCCAUUGAAUCUCAAGUCCACAUACAGCAACAGAUGUUGAUGAUAAUUGUUUACGUGGCUGACUUUGCUCUUAUUGUCCUCUUCUGUGACAUCAUAAUCCACUCUUUACAACAAUAGUCAGUUGCUUAUUUAUUUAAGCAGCUUAACAUAAUGCAGCGAUGAAUAAUGAGCUAUAGACAAUAGUGCAUGAGGAGCAUUUUCCAACUCAGCAUUUAUUACUCAACAAAGCACACCGGUUUUGAUGCAAAGAGGCGAAAGUCAGUUUGAGGCAAUCUUGGUCUCUAGUGUUAACAGCAAAAAAUAUCUUCUAUCACUACGUUUGUUUAGUUAAUUAAUUAAUUAAUUAAUUUGACGAUUUCAAAAUCAUAGCCUCAAAUUUGACACAGGCAAUGUUUUAGCUUACAUUUUCUCUACCAGCUUCCCUCAACAUCUGGAACAUCUGUCAGUCUCCUUUUAUACCAAUGCUCUGCAGACUGGACUCAGUGUGUGUGUGUGUGUGUGUGUGUGUGUGUGUGUGUGUGUGUGUGUGUGUGUGUGUGUGUGUGUGUGUGUGUGUGUGUGUGUGUGUGUGUGUGUGUGUGUGUGUGUGUG
This is a messenger RNA of Gymnodraco acuticeps, 3180 nucleotides long. It is a transcript of the gene cdc37l1, whose product is annotated as cell division cycle 37-like 1. Gene Ontology annotation, biological process: protein folding; protein stabilization. The transcript has 7 exons. Gene Ontology annotation, molecular function: protein-folding chaperone binding; heat shock protein binding. The record is from RefSeq and is a predicted model, not a curated record. Gene Ontology annotation, cellular component: cytoplasm. Bases 279 to 1298 code for a protein of 339 amino acids. Lineage: Eukaryota; Metazoa; Chordata; Actinopteri; Perciformes; Bathydraconidae.